AUGCCGGACGAUGUGUCAACAAAUCCCCUUCCCAAUGCUGUGUCCCGUCCGGUAUUUCCUCAAGGUCCCGGCUUCACACUCGAAGACUUCUCUAGCCGUGAUUUCAUUGUGAAGGAGUUUAUUGAAUCCCUUUCCGAAAAUGCAGUAAACACUCGGCGACCUACAGGAGCAUCAGGAGGUGGAAGCCAGCCGUUUGACCCCAAACCGCUGAUUCGGACGUUUGAGCAUGCGCAGCGGCGACUAGGUGAUAUAUCAGGCGACCUCGAGAUAAGAGAAAAUGAAUUAUCUGCUGCAGUCCGCAGGGCAGAGGCACAGCAUACUCAGAAUCUGAACACCCUAGGACGAAAAUUAAGUCAAACCAUCGAAUCUUUCCAGCAACUCGAUACGUCGCUCAAUGGCGCAGGGUUAUCUGGAGGAGAGCUUUCCGAGAGCACAGGCAAUAUGGCUGUCGAGACAGGACGUAAGCUCGAGGAAUUAGAUCGUCAAAGGCGUCGGGCGCUUGACGCACACUUUCUCCUCGAAUGCUGGGAUGGUGUGAGCAACAGAGGGGAGUUAACCCUUUUGGAGAAUUUGAGAAGGUCAGGAACAGGUGAGGCCAAGGUUCGAUCGGCACAGAUCGCGCGCCAGUUGCUCAGAAUCAGCCAGCGACUUGACACUGAAAGUUGGAGCGAAGUAGCGGGAAGACAUAACGGGUCCCACGCAAAUGGAACUAUAGCAGAUGAGUCCGGGAGCACAAAGGGCAAUGUCAUUCGGCCAAAUACGCGAGAAAUUAUUGAGAAGUUCUCCGAGACGCUAGAGAAUGACUUGUUGAAGCAAUUCGAUGAUUUCUACAGGAAAGCUAAUUUUGAAGGCAUGAAGGAUUGCGCAACAGUACUCCAAGAUUUCAAUGGUGGUGCAAGUGUGAUUGCUUUGUUUGUGAACCAACAUCAGUUCUUUAUUGACCGCAGCCAGCUUGUGACCGAAGAAGUGGGAGGAGAUCCAGAAGCCUGGGAAAUGCUUGCAGACCCCGACGCUGAACCGUCAAAAGUGGAGCCCAGCCUACAGUCACUCAUUGAUGAAGUCAAAGUUGUGGUGCAAGAAGAGUCCGCGAUCAUCAAAAGGGCCUUCCCGUACUACGAACAAGUACUCGGAAAGUUCCUGCAGCGAGUUUUCCAGCAGUCGAUUCAACAAAGACUCGAGAUGGUCUUGGAUAAGGCGAACAGUGUUUCAUCACUGGCGUUUCUACGUUCUCUACAAAGUUCUCGCAGUUAUCUAAGCGCCUUAGUCGAUGACUUGAAAGCUCAUGGAUUGACUGAACAUCCCGACCCUAUCUCGUCACAGACAGCCCUCAUUCUCGAUCAGCAACUGGAGGAUCUGUUUGUGCCCUAUUUUGUGGGUUCAUCUUACAUAGAAAGAGAGAGAAGGAAUUUGGAAGAAUUAUAUACCUCCCUACAAUUCAGGUUCACCACUUUCCACGCUCGCAGGAAGAAAGCGGUGACAACGUUUAUGGCAUCUCUCUCCAAAGCAGGCACGGAGGUUCUUGUCUCCGCAAGAGAUGCAUAUAUUGCACGCCUUGAGUCCUCCGAGCUUCCUGCAACACAGAAGAUGCUUUUACUCCGAUUGGCGGGUCUAAGGGAAGCCACUGAUCCCAGUAAACCUACAGACAUCAAGCUUACAGAAGAUGACGGUCUCCCCAACAUUGCUCAUGCAAAGAGAAUGCUCAAAUGGCUUGCCGAAGCAGUUGGUAGAGGCUUAGAGCUCAGCAUGACAAGCGAGACGCCCAAGGAUAUGCUUGCUCUUCUGAGCCUUCUUCUCGCGAUGAUGGGAGAGGGCUAUAUUGAAGUUUGCUUAGACGCCGCUCUGGAUGUAGCCGCAUCCCAGGAAUCAGGCAGAACUGAGCCUGAUUUCGGGUAUAUACCGGCCAUUCGGAACGCCAUCAGUGUCGCCAACUUAAUGGUCAUGUGCAUUAACACAUUACUUAUCCCUCUUGCUGCAGGCAAGCAGAAGGUCAUUGACGCGACGUUAGCCUGGGUGAACAAACUUCUUUCUGGUCAGAAGAAAAAUGACUUUCGACCAAAGGAGGGUGACAAUGCGACUUGGUUAGAGAGGCUACAAACACCGACAUGUGCGUCAAUUUGUACCUUCUUGGCUCGUGCGCAUAACGUUCUCAAGGGCUCGCUACCACCUAGUGGCUCUAACCUCCGCCAGUUGCUUACAGAGAUUGUUCUUGGGACAAGAAGUCUUCUCCUUGAACAUUUCAAGCGGUUUGUUGUGAAUGGGCCAGGAGGUCUCAUUGUAACCAAGGAUAUGACACAGUAUACCGAUCUUUUGAAAAGCUGGGAUAUUGAGGAGCGGGUAAAAGGUCCGGGUGGUGCGCUAGAUGUCCUACUAGAAGUCGGAAACCUUUUCGUCAUUGGCUCUGAAGCAUUGCAGGAGCGCAUACGUGGGGGCGCAGUCAGCGCUGCCGGCGGAAAUACUGGUAAUGGUAACGCCACUACAGGCCCAGGACGUGGAAUUGGAGGUCCCACUCAAGAGGAUACAGGCCUCAGUGUUCAGGAAGUCAGGGCUUAUGUUUCUCGCAGGGAGGAUUCUAACACUGCUGCUCUGCAGGUCGUGCUCAAUAAUCUUUGA
Aspergillus aculeatus ATCC 16872 is the source of this 2610-nucleotide messenger RNA. RefSeq names its product exocyst subunit SEC10. Gene Ontology annotation, biological process: Golgi to plasma membrane transport; exocytosis. The coding region runs from base 1 to 2610 and encodes 869 amino acids. Gene Ontology annotation, cellular component: cytoplasm; exocyst. Lineage: Eukaryota; Fungi; Ascomycota; Eurotiomycetes; Eurotiales; Aspergillaceae. The record is from RefSeq and is a predicted model, not a curated record. The transcript has 3 exons.